Molecule: messenger RNA, 285 nt
Organism: Bufo bufo (common toad)
Lineage: Eukaryota; Metazoa; Chordata; Amphibia; Anura; Bufonidae
Gene: NICOL1
Product: chromosome 2 C4orf48 homolog
Exons: 3
Coding region: 1-285 (94 amino acids)
Source: RefSeq, a predicted model, not a curated record
AUGCCGUACAGAAACACAGCAACCAGGAUCUACGCCCUGUUCCUCUUGAUGAUAACGAUAGGUCUGCCGUUCACCAAGCUGGUCCAAGCAGAGGAGCUGUCCGGCACCACCAUUCCUUCAGAAAGUCGCCCCUGUGUGGAUUGCCAUGCCUUUGAAUUUAUGCAGCGAGCUCUGCAAGACCUCAAAAAGACAGCAUAUAAUCUGGACUCUCGGACGGAGACACUUCUUCUCAAGGUGGAGCGGAGAACCCUGUGUGACUGUAUAUCUACGGAGGGGCUGAGCUGA